AUGGCUACCAAGCGAUCAUUUUCGGAAGUCGACACUCAUCCUGACCGGCAACACCUGAUACAGGGCGACUCGUCUGCCCAAAGACAGAAGAAGAGCACCCACAACCCCAGAGAGGAUUCGACCAACUGGGCUAAGAAGCGAGCACGAACAAUUGAGAGACUGUUCCAAAAGGGCAAGGAUGGCAUUCCUGCCGAUGUGCUGGCCGAGCUCGAACGCGAGUUGGCAGCGCACAAGAAGCGGAUUGCUGAGGCAAGCAACAAGAAGCUGCGAUCCAAGAUGAUUGGCAAAUACCAUAUGGUUCGGUUUUUUGAGCGUAAAAAGGCCCUGCGGCUCGAGAAGCAGCUCAAGCGCAGACUCGAAAACACGACGGACCCCGAAGAGAUUGCGGCCAUCAAGGCUGACCUACACAUUGCCGAGGUGGACAAGAUGUACACCAUGUACUUUCCUUUCUUGGAGCGCUAUAUCAGUCUGUAUCCUGUGUCGGAUGGCUUCAAGACGAAAGACUCGGAGGAGUCUGCAGACAAGAGCUCGGCAGCCCUUCACUUGCGCGCCGAGCGACCACCGAUGUGGAAGACGGUUGAGAAGGCCAUGGAGAGUGGUACACGUGCUCUGGAAAGAUUACGGGACAGGAAAGAUGGCGCCGAGAGUCUAUCAGCCUCGAAACCACAAGCAGCAAAGCGACCCGAGAGGCCGUCUCGCACAAAAGCUCUGGCUGCGGAGCGCAAGCCUUCCUUGCGGGAGCCCUCUUCGGCCCAGGCUAAGAAACCCAGCAUUAAGCAAGACGCGCCGGCUCCGAUGAACAGGCGGCAGCGUAGAGAGCGCGAAAGGGCCGAGGCAGCCGCCGCCGCCGAAAAUGAGAGUGACGGCGGAGGUUUCUUUGAGUAG
Molecule: messenger RNA, 885 nt
Organism: Thyridium curvatum
Lineage: Eukaryota; Fungi; Ascomycota; Sordariomycetes; Thyridiales; Thyridiaceae
Exons: 2
Coding region: 1-885 (294 amino acids)
Biological process (GO): maturation of SSU-rRNA from tricistronic rRNA transcript (SSU-rRNA, 5.8S rRNA, LSU-rRNA)
Cellular component (GO): preribosome, small subunit precursor; nucleolus
Source: RefSeq, a predicted model, not a curated record